Scatophagus argus is the source of this 2022-nucleotide messenger RNA. RefSeq names its product succinate dehydrogenase complex, subunit D, integral membrane protein b (gene sdhdb). Gene Ontology annotation, molecular function: heme binding; ubiquinone binding. The transcript has 4 exons. Bases 54 to 530 code for a protein of 158 amino acids. The record is from RefSeq and is a predicted model, not a curated record. Gene Ontology annotation, biological process: tricarboxylic acid cycle; mitochondrial electron transport, succinate to ubiquinone. Gene Ontology annotation, cellular component: membrane; mitochondrial envelope. NCBI's taxonomy places the organism in Eukaryota, Metazoa, Chordata, Actinopteri, Scatophagidae.
UGACGACUUAACUACAUCCGGGUAAGUGUGGUGACCUUGGUUAGUUGAUCAUCAUGGCGGCUAUCGUCAGGUUUAGUUCCGUGUGUUGUAGAGGAGUCAAACCUCUGUUCUACCAAAACGCUUUGCUGGCCAGGCCACUGGUUGUACCACACAAAUACCAGGAACAGUCUCACGUGUUGACAGCGAGGAUUCAUGCAUCAAAGGCACUUUACGCGGAAUCUGGCACCAAAGCUGCAUCUCUGCACUGGACAGCCGAGCGAGUCCUGAGCAUCCUGCUGCUGGCCAUGGGACCUGUAGCCUAUUUUAACCCAAGUCCUGUCAUGGACUACUCUCUGGCUGCUGCCCUGACCCUCCAUGGACACUGGGGUAUCGGGCAGGUGUUAACAGACUACGUUCAUGGUGAUACAAAAAUCAAAAUUGCCAACGCAGGUCUCUUCCUCCUGUCCACGGUCACAUUCGCUGGUCUUUGCUACUUCAACUACAACGACGUGGGCAUCUGCAAAGCCAUUGCCCUGCUCUGGAGCAAAUGAACAUAAGUGUGAACUGGGAACCUUGGGAGAACCUCUACAUGGGAAUGUGUUGGGAAUAUUUUCCUGGCCGAUUGUUUAAAAAAAAAAAUAUAUAGAAAGAAGAAUUCAAAGUGUAAAUUCUUAUACAUAUAUCAUUUUGACAAUAUUACAGUGAUUCACAAGUGCGUAACAGUAGUCGACGUCGGUGAAUUCAAGCUUGUCUCUGUUCAGUUCUUGCUCAGUUUAGUUGCAGUAAUGAGUUUGCAACUGACAUUCACUUUCUCUUUGAAUAUGUGGAAAAUUAGCAUCUGUUUCUGUUCAGCAUGGACUAAAUUCAAGCUAUGUUCACCUGUAGAUUUGAAUCCUGAGCAACAUGUCCAGUGAUUUUUACAUUUCACUACCAGUUCUACAAGUAAGAGCUGUUCAGUUCCAUGACAUGUACUUGUUAUAUUUCCUGGGGACAUGUGUGAUUUCAGCGUAACAGCCAUGACUUCUAUCAUGUCGUAGUGCUGUUUGACAUUUAAUUUAUUUAGCACCCUUUUUCAUUUCACAUUUGGGUCUUCUUUGUGGCGACUUUCUUGACUGUAUUUUGUUUUCACCAUGGUGUGUACAUAUUACCUUUUAAUCUUAAAUCUAUCGUGAAUAAUGGGGCAGCACCUCAGAGUCACAAGCUCCACUUAAUUUGUCUUUUGCUACUGCAGCUUCACCAUCUCACUCGGCUUCGGUGUACUCCUGGUCUGUUGACUGACGGGGGCAAAUGCUGUGGUUUGAGUGGAGAGCAGCAGGAGCUGGGUGGGGGGGGGGUCUAAGAGCAGACUGCAUUUGCUUGUUUUGGCCUGUUUAAUCCAGGAGAAGAUCUAUUCUGCAGCGCUUUUGAAGGUUUAUUAAAGGUAACGGAGGCUAGAUCUGAAGUGUAGUCAUAAACUCAAGCCAUCCACCAAUACUGAACCUACACGUGCAUCAGCACAGUGGAUAACAUAAGUCUAGAAAUGUAAAAACUCUUGUCCACAGCAGGGUAUGAAAUUAACAGCUGCAAAAUGCCGUCCUCUGCCAAUAAAGUAUCACUCAAGACAGCAACAAGAAUACAAACGCCUCUGUUAUGUACUGCGUCACGUUGUACUUUAUGUAGGAAUUACAAACUCCUUUCACUGUGUGAGUGAGCAAACAAAUUUCUAAAACUGGCACAUCAUACUUAUAAUAUAUUAUGAAAAGGAUCCGUUUAUAUUGACUGAUUUGAAAUUCUUGGCAUCUUUUUUUAACCUCUUGGCAAACAAUUCAAAAACUAGUGAGCCAGUGUGAUAAGAUUUAAUAUGGUUGACCAGUCAGACCUUAUCAGGUUGAGUUAACUGCUGUAAAAUCUGCAUUCAAACUGUUGAUGAGAGCUCACCUGUUUGGUCUGUUUGCUCCUUACAGCAGAGAUCGAUUUGUAAUGUCUGUUCAAUUCAUGUCAUUUCAGAUUCGAAAAAUGUACCGUUCCUGCCUCAGCAGAAUAAAGUUGGCUUUACAGAUGUUU